AGACCAAAACAUGAAGCCAAGUGAGGGUGAAGGGAUCAGAAAGCUCAUUUCAUAUUUCUCAUUCAAUUCACGUCCAUAAACCUUGUUCCAUCCACGUCAUCAGAGACCAAAACCUCGCCACACCGGAAAUCGCCUCCGGUGGUGGAGGAGGUCCAAAUGCUCCCAAACAUACAUCAAUUUGCUCGUCUUGAUUCCCUCUCUCACAAUCUACAACCUGUUUUCCUUAAUUCCUAGCCCAUAUUCCAAAUCAAAUAUAAAAUUCUAUGAACCCUAAAAGUAAAAUCCGAAAUUAAAUGUGAAGGGAACUCUAAGAGGAAUCCAAACCUUAGGGGUUUGGUCUCUUUGCUAUCAGGCUACACUGUGGAAACAAAUUAUGAACGAAGAUGAUGAAUUUCAAGGGAGCAACGGACCUACAAAAUGGAGAGUUCAUUCAAUCUUGAGGCCGAUUCAAAUGGAUCAAGAAAAUACUAUAGACACAACAGGGAUCUCGUUCAAAAUGCUAUCCGUGAUGGAAGGCUGAAGUUUGGUGAUAAGCCAAAACAACAGAUGAGGAUCGAUUCGAACCCCAUGCAGCCAGUCGAAGCCCAUUAUGCUGAACCAUCCAUUGUGAAUGUGGUAGAGGUCGAAGUUGCUCCUGACGACAAUUUUGAAAUGGUGGAAGCUGCUGAAGGUUUCGACACUAAUAUCAACAUGGUUGAGAUUGCUGAUGAUCUUACAAACCAGAACAAAGUUGAAGUUACUGAAGGCUUUGACGACCAGAAAAAGAUGGAAGCUACUGAAGGUUUCGACAAAAAAGACAAUGACAAUAUUGCUGAAGGUGUUUUGGUUCGACAAGGAGCAAAUUGGGAUUGCUUGGGACAGCCAAGUGUGAAGUACGAUUAUCUUGCGAAAUACACUGCGCCUGCAAGUUCUCGUAUCGACAUCAACGCAAUCCAGCCAACAGGGUGGGGGAAUUUACCUUUAAGCAACAACGAAAAAACAAUUGAGACAACUGAGAAUCUCCCUAUCAUCAAAAAGAAGGUCACUGAAGACCUCACUAGUAAAAACAAGGCUACUGAAGGCCUUGAUCCUGAUCAAAUGAAGUUAGGUGAUGUCGCAGACUGCGUCAACACUAUGGGACCUUUCAGUAAAGAAGUCACAAGAAUCAAACCAGAAGUCGUGGAUGGUCUUAUGAAGCUUGUGAUCAGUGAAAUCCUGCGUAGGGUAAUGGAGGACCCCAAAAGAAAUUGGAACAAGUGUUGUUGCAAACAUGGUCCCAGGAACAUAUCUUGGUGUUACUGCCCAGAAAAGGAGUUUGACCAGAUACCAAGAGGUGUCGAAGUCGAAGAAGAAAGACUCAUUAAAAAAAUGAACGAAUUAAGCAUUGCUGACGGACGAAAUGUUGGGGUAAAUAUGGUGGAAGUAUCUCAGAGAAACCAGGUUGAAGUGGAUGAGGAUCGUCGUCGAAAGGAGUACCAAAGGCUGGCAUAUCCUAAAGAAGAGGAAAAUCUAGUGGAAUUCAUCAAGAGGUGCCAAAAGAUGGGAACUGAAGUGAUGUUAUGCCCACGUUGCAGUGCAAUCUUCGACAGCAAGGCAGCAACAAAUCUGGAAGCGUUGGAUAAAGCCAAGAGAAAAGAAAACUGGGGGACAACAGGAUAUGACCCAAGAAAAAGUGAUCAUCACCAAUGGAGGCAUGGAGAAAGACAUCAUAGCACUUACAAACCAUCCAACAAAGCAAUGGAUGACAAAUGGGUUCAACCCAUCAGAGACGCUCAAGGACAGAAAAAAUGGAGAAAUUUUGAAGUUCAGAGAGGCAUUUCGAUGGAAGGUAAGAAGGAAGUGGAAAAGCACAAGCCAAGACCAUAUCCUUCAGAAAACUACAAAGGAAAAAACCCUAUGUCAAGAUCCCAAUGGAGAAGAUUCCAAAGGCAGAAGAGGGCAGAAAAAGAAGCUGCAGAAAAAAGCGUGAAUGGAAAAGAUGCUGACAGCAAAGAUAAAGCAGAAUCUAGUAACAAUGUUCAGAUAGUAAGCAGAAAGGAGACUUCCCACCAGAUCAAUCCUGACAGCAUUGUCGAACCAGUGGUGUCGAAAGAGAAGAUGCAAGAAGACGACGAAAUAACUGACAACUUCGAAUCUGACUCAGAAGCGUCCUUUAAUGUGAUCUGCAAUGUGGUUUCUGUCCUCCCUAGAGAUUAUGAUAGAAUCAUGGAGGUCGAAGACAAGGAAGAUGAGAUGGAAGAGGAAAUAAUGGUACACAGGCCCGUUUGCUACUACGUCAUGAACAAUGGGUGCGUCGAAGAACAGAAUGCUUUCUUCGAAAGGCCAGAUGAUUCCAUGAAGGCACAUUUAAAGCCUUUGUUCAUAAAAGGAAAGGUGGAGAAUGUUGGUGUAAACAAGAUUCUGGUAGAUGGCGGAGCAGCAGUAAAUUUGAUGCCUCAUUUCAUGCUAAAGAAGAUUGGGAAGGAUGAUUCAGACGCAAAACCUCACAACAUGGUGCUGUCGAACUAUGAAGGAAAAGUAGGAACCACUAUGGGCGUUAUCCAGGUGAAUUUGACUGUUGGAACCAUAACAAGGCCAACAAUGUUCAUGGUCAUUGCUUCAAGGGCGAAUUACAACCUACUACUUGGAAGGGAGUGGAUUCAUGGUGUAGGAGUCGUACCUUCUUCAAUGCAUCAGCGAAUAGCCAUUUGGAGGCCAGACAGAAUUGUCGAAAACAUUAAGGCUGAUCAAAGCUAUUUCAUGACAGAAGUAAACAAUGUCAACAGUCAAAGUUUCGACAAGAACCUGGCUCACAUACCUCCGUGCAGCCCAACCGAAUUCGACCUAAAAGCAACAAACAACGCCUACUGCUCCAUGUACCUUCAUCCUACACAUGGUUUUCAGUGGGACAAAGAAGUAAUUGGCAAAUCUUACAUGUGGGGAACUACUCAUAUAGCGCCAACAGGAUGGGGAAGCGAAUUUGACGAUGACGAGUGA
Lathyrus oleraceus (garden pea) is the source of this 2955-nucleotide messenger RNA. RefSeq lists its product as uncharacterized. Lineage: Eukaryota; Viridiplantae; Streptophyta; Magnoliopsida; Fabales; Fabaceae. The record is from RefSeq and is a predicted model, not a curated record. The transcript is spliced from 2 exons. Bases 418 to 2955 code for a protein of 845 amino acids.